This is a messenger RNA of Agelaius phoeniceus (red-winged blackbird), 2629 nucleotides long. RefSeq names its product mas-related G-protein coupled receptor member D-like. Lineage: Eukaryota; Metazoa; Chordata; Aves; Passeriformes; Icteridae. Gene Ontology annotation, molecular function: G protein-coupled receptor activity. Gene Ontology annotation, biological process: G protein-coupled receptor signaling pathway. Gene Ontology annotation, cellular component: plasma membrane. The record is from RefSeq and is a predicted model, not a curated record.
AACAGGGAUUUUAUCCAUCAUAACACACAUACAUAUUAAAAAGGUUUUAUUAUCUAGUACAUAAACACCAUUUUCCUAGAACUCAUUUCCAUGCAUCGACAUCCUUCUGGGAGUCAUUUGAUGGUUUGGAGGAUCAUUCAGAGGGGUCUCUGGUGGUUGUAUUCCCUGAGUGCUGUGGUAUAAAAGAUGACCUUGCCUGGAACUUUUCCUUUGGCCAUGUACUCUUGCUUCUUAUUACAGAACUUGCCCAAAAAUACUCUGGGCCUCCUUAUCUGUUUCCCCACUUGUUCCAGAAACAUUUAUCAUCCUGUGUCCACAUCUUUACACCCAUCCAUCUCUGUGCCCAGUUAGUCUUUAAGAAACCUAAGGGGAAUUGAAAACAUUUAUUCUCUCUUAUUUAUCAAUCCCCUGCACACCAGCCCAACCCUCCCACCUCCCUCUCCCACCCCACCAUUUCCACCGCCCUCCUCCCCUGCACAUCUCACUCCUCCCCACUGAAUCCUUCCCACUGCAGGGAGCUGCUGAGGAGCCGCAUGGUCCAUCCCUGGAUUCUCCAAGCACUGACUGCCCAUCCACUCUGACCACAGCCAGGGGCCACAUCCCACUGCCUGCCCAGCGUCCAUCCAUGGAGGUGACCACCGUGUCCCCUCUUUUCACCUCACCAACUGACACACCUGCUCACUGUGAGAUCAGUGUCUCCAGCGUGGCCGUGCAUUUUGUGACCCUGCUCAUCGGCCUCUGUGGGCUGGCUGGGAAUGGGACUGUCCCCUGGCUCCUGCACAUUAAUGCCACCACUUACUUUCUAGCAUUCAAUCAGGCCAGCAUCGACUUCCUCUUCCUCAUCAUCAUGGUCCCCUCCACCCUGCUGUUCAUUGUGGAGGAGGUUUCCUGCUCUGCUAUAAUGCCCCCAAUGUAUUUCAGCUUGCUUUCCCAGCUGUCGCUGGUCGCCUACAGUAUAGGGCUGUACCGGCUGAUGUUCACCAGCAUCGAGAGGUGCAGGUACAUCCUCUGCCAGUUUUUCUGUGGUUGCCAACUUUCUGAGCGCCUGCUGUUGGUGGUGAUGAAAAUCCUGUUCUGGGCCUUGUUCUUUGUUGUCAUCGCUGUCAAUCCCAUGGUGACUUCCCUGUGCCAGUCACACGAGCAGGAGCAAUGCCGGGUGGCUGUCACCUCCAUGUACGCCCUCAACCUCUUCCUCUUUGCUGCACCCAUGGUCAUCUCCAGCACAAUCCUCUUCAUUCAUCUCAAGACUGGCUCCCUACUGCAGCAACAGAGGAGGCUUGACAUCGUUAUCUUCCUCAUUGUACUCUUCAGUCUGCCCCUGAGUCUCUGGUUUCUCCUGCAGCAGCUCGGUUACACAGCUGUGCCCUCCCAGGUGGUUUUCCUGCUCACCUGCAUCACCAGCAGCAUCAAACCCUUCAUCUACUUCUUGGUGGGGAGCUGGAAGAGAGACUGGUCCAUGAGGAGCUGCUGGAGACACUGCUCCAUGGAGAGCUGCAGGAAGCACUCCUCCAUGCAGUCCCUAAGGAAGGCGAUCAAGAGGGUGUUUGAGGAGCCAAAAGAAAACACUGCCUCCGGAGAUGAUCCUGUUGUGAACACGGGGGUCUGAGCCUGUUGUUCCCAUCCACUGCACUGCUGAAGGACCCUGGCACAGUGGCUGAGAGAUUCCUUGAGUCUCCUGAUCAUUAAAUAGCCACAGGAUCACCCUGCCUGUGCUGGUGCAUCCCCAGCCCCUUUCCAGGCCGCUCUGGGCUCUGAUCCGUGCUUGUGAGGCCUCAGCCUGGAGGAGCAGCCCCUGGGCUCAGCUCCUGUGGUGCUGAUCAGAAACACCCUCUGCUCCCAGGAGCUGCUGCUGUCCAACGACCUCCUGGGCUUUUAUCAACAGCCUUGGAAAUUACUGGAGUGCCCUGGAUGCCACAGCAUCCCUGCUCUGCCACUGUCACAGGAAGCUGCCGGCCCCAAGCGUGGCCAGGGUGAAGCAUUGCUGGCAGUGACGCCCAUCCCUUGGGGCCCUGGGAGCAGCGGCCCCAAAGGAGACCCUUGGAGCUCUCCCGGGCCCAGCAUCGCUGAGCAGGAGCUCCCUGGCACCGGGGCCUCUCCCAGCUGGGAUCUCUCCCGUCUGCUGCCCUCGGCUGAUCCCCGAACGCCCACGGCUCCUGGGCCCAGCCCCCCAGGGCUCCAGGCCCAGCCCUUGGCACAGGCAGGAGAUGCAAAGGGAUCCGCAGGGAGCAUUUCACUGCCUGCCAGGGCAAUUGCUCACAGGGACCUUGCACUGACUCUGCCUGCCUGGCUGCCUGUGUGCACACACGUCUGCAUCUGCUCUGGCAAAUGUGCCAGAAAUGCUGCUCUCUCAGCUCUCUUAGUGCCUGAGACAUCUGACUGGGGCAGGCCUGGAAGGAAGGAUCAGGCAUAAAUAAGGUUAAAUGCUGCUAAGUGAUAUUCCUCUGUUAAAUGGCUCAGUUUAAGGUGUAACUGAAGUGCUGUUAAGUUGGAAUGCUCUAAAUCUUUUAAGCCAUUUUCCUUUUAAUCCUUACCCUCCCCUGUCCUUUUGUAAUAAUCCCUUGAAUACACACAAACACACAAAUAGGGGUAGCACAUUGUUUUGCUUAAUAUUAAACCUUUUUUUUACUGA